Messenger RNA from Apaloderma vittatum (bar-tailed trogon), 551 nucleotides. Its product is annotated as active breakpoint cluster region-related protein-like. Gene Ontology annotation, biological process: positive regulation of GTPase activity; signal transduction. Lineage: Eukaryota; Metazoa; Chordata; Aves; Trogoniformes; Trogonidae. Gene Ontology annotation, molecular function: GTPase activator activity. The annotation marks the transcript as partial. The transcript is spliced from 5 exons. Gene Ontology annotation, cellular component: membrane. The record is from RefSeq and is a predicted model, not a curated record.
CUGGACCCGCAGGCUGUGCAGACGAAGAACUGGCACAUGGACGUGAUUGAGAUGAACGGGAUCAAGGUGGAGUUCUCCAUGAAGUUCACGAGCAGAGACAUGAGCCUGAAGAGGACACCAUCCAAAAAGCAGACUGGCGUCUUCGGGGUCAAAAUCAGCGUCGUGACAAAGCGGGAGCGCUCCAAGGUGCCUUACAUCGUGCGCCAGUGCAUCGAGGAGGUGGAGAAGAGAGGCAUCGAAGAGGUUGGCAUCUACAGGAUUUCUGGCGUCGCCACUGACAUCCAGGCAUUGAAAGCUGUCUUCGAUGCAAAUAACAAGGAUAUCCUGGUCAUGCUGAGUGACAUGGACAUCAAUGCUAUCGCUGGCACGCUGAAGCUGUACUUCCGUGAGCUGCCCGAGCCCCUCCUCACUGACAGACUCUACCCCGCCUUCAUGGAGGGGAUCGCCCUCUCAGAUCCUGCUGCCAAGGAGAACUGCAUGAUGCACCUUCUCCGCUCAUUGCCUGACCCCAACCUCAUCACCUUCCUUUUCCUGCUGGAGCACUUGAAAAG